Molecule: messenger RNA, 1967 nt
Organism: Aspergillus wentii DTO 134E9
Lineage: Eukaryota; Fungi; Ascomycota; Eurotiomycetes; Eurotiales; Aspergillaceae
Exons: 3
Coding region: 193-1740 (515 amino acids)
Source: RefSeq, a predicted model, not a curated record
GGUUGACCUGCUAUCCCUGCCAUGACCGUUUCCAUCAGGGCCCUAUCUCCUGGCAGAACCGAACUCUGCAAUGACUACGCUUAGGGUUCAUCGCGCUGGAGGUCUUCAGGUGUUCUUCAUUCGAUAUGCGGUUGUAACAAACAACCUGCUAUACUAGGAAUCAAGGAGUCUUCUGCCUCCAGACGGCCCGUGAUGUCUUCAGGCAGCCCCCCAACUGCCGAUUCUACGCCUUCAGCAUCCAAGUCGGUGCUGUCGGACUCAGCCCCUGAAUUGGGCCACCCAGAACGCAACGAUGAACCCCCAUCCCCUGUCAAGCCAAAAAGGCGAAGACGGGCUGCGGCUUCGGAUGAGAAGCCCGUCAAGAACCAGAUGUUCUAUUUUGUCGAUGCGAGUUCCUCGUCACGAGAGAAACGGGCUCAUGUCAUGCGCCACCAUGUUCAGGAGAAGCGGAGGCAACGAAAACACUCGACUGCUGGCGACAACGACGGACACUCCCAACGUAACCCCUGGCAAGGGAAAUUAGAAUACGGCGACAGUGAUGAACUGCAUAGGAUACAGAGAAAUAGCGAAGAGAUUGCUACUGGCAAUAGCGCUUUGCUAUCAACAGGACCUGUACCCUUGAACCCCGCUUCCCAGACAAAUUCACCAUUUGCUUCGCCAGUCACCAUGCUCGACGCCUCCCGAAAGGACCCUUUUGAUAGUUUACCCAUGGUAUUGGGUAAAGAUGAUCUUGAGCUGGUUGAUUAUUGGACAAACAAAUUGACGUACUGGUCGGGUCAAAAUAUAUACAUGAAGAAUGCAGUUUUUCGAGCUGCAAUGAACCAUCCACUUGCUUUUCAGGCAGUGGUACUUACAUAUUGUGCCCGUUGGAGGGCGCAGCUAUACGGUGUAAAGGAUUGUCCGGCAGUUCAACAUCACCUUGGUCAGACUACCAAAGGCAUUGAGGAUAUUUUGAAUGGGUCGAUUCACAUUGACGAAGACAACUUCGCAAUGGCAUUGACCGGAAUGGCACUACAAGAGGAACGGUUUGGCAGCAAGGAAACUGCCCAACGGUAUGCAGAUAAGGCUGUACAGGUUUUUCGACCUCUGUCCGGGAGUAAUAUCCCGGUCGAGGUCUUUAUGCAUUACGUGCGAUAUGUCAUGAUUCCCGCCAACCCCGUGGUUGACGUGGAUGGCCAACGGUGGCUCCUCACGUUUCUUCGCGGCGCGGAAGAAUUGAUGGCAGAGCAAAGCAAGGAUAUAUAUAUCUCGACGGUUCCCCAACGCCGAGAAUCAUUUCAGAUGGAGGGACCGUUAUUCCCGCUGCUUUCCAGCGGGCCUUGUCCAUCGCAGGUGCCGCACGACUCGCGCAUGUAUGUGGUGCCGGGAGCUCCGACUCAGGAGAUUUGCCGGACGGCAGCAUUAAUCUAUAUCACGGCGGCGUUGUGGGAUUAUCAAGAUUCGGCGAGCAAGACCAGCCGGUUCCUGGCACAUCUGUCUGCGACCGUAAAAGCACAUAGUCUGGACCGGUAUCCGGCGGUUGAGACGUUGGUCUGGCUGCUAUUGGAGGAAGGACACGAUGCAGACCUGAAAGAUCCGGAACGGGGGUGGUCAACGGGGGAGCUGCUGAAGACGCACAAGCAGCUCCGGCCGGACCUGCAGUUUUAUUUUAAUGAGAUACUGAUGAGUUUUCUCAUGCUGGUGCCGCCGAUUCGCGGGAUCGAUGCGUUUGAGAAGGAGUUGCAAGCGACCGUGGGGUGAGAUGAUAGGACAUGAAGUGAUUUAGUGUAUUGUACGUGAUGGACCGCAGGCGGCAAUUGAUUUGAUACCAUCCUACCCUACCCAGGAACUGUUGAAGGCAACCAGCUGGAGAGCGUGCCUGUAGCAAUCACAUGGAUGUAAGCGUCAUCGAGUGGACUGCCAACUACGGUAGAGAUCGUGGUGGGCGCAUGGACCAUGGAUGAUCGGGGUGGAGCAGGAGAAUCCCA